GCACAGUGCUGCUGUUGGUUGCUCUGCCCAUUGCUCUGCCAAUUGCUCUGCCCGAAACCCGUUCUCGCUCUGUUGCGCACCAGGGGAGUCGACUCGACGCGCGGGAAUCGACACCAACAUGGCCUCGAAAGAGUCCGCCGACGGGGCUCCGCCCUUGGCCCACGCAACCGUGGACGGCAAGGAGAGGCAGCACGCCCAGGAGAAGGACCAGGCCCAGACGGCGCGCCUCGAGGUCAAGAACCGUGUUAUCCAGGGUGCAAAGGCCGCCACGGAAAAGGAACAGAGUAUGAGCCUGCUCGAGGGCAUACGCCUCUAUCCGAAGUCCUUAGCCUGGAGCGCCCUCAUCUCCACGUGCAUUGUGAUGGAAGGAUAUGAUGUCUGCCUGAUCAACAACUUUUACGCCUUUCCUCAGUUCAACAGGAAGUACGGCCAGCGACUCUCAGGUGACGAUUGGGAGGUGCCGGCGCCGUGGCAAGCCGGGCUCAGCAAUGGUGCCAACGUCGGCGAGCUCAUCGGCCUCCUGAUUAACGGGUGGGUGUCAGAGCGCUUCGGAUACCGGUGGACUGUCAUGGUGUGCUUGAUGCUUAUCAGCGCCUGGACCGCCCUGUUUUUCACUGCCCAGAACGUCCAGACACUGUUGGCAGGCGAGAUUUUGUGCGGUAUUCCAUGGGGCGUAUUCCAAACCCUCACCAUCACGUAUGCCUCUGAAGUCUGCCCUGUGGCCAUGCGCGGUUACUUGACCACCUAUGUGAACUUUUGCUGGGGUCUCGGGCAGGUCAUCGGAAUCGGCGUCAUCAUGUCCAUGCUGGAUCGCCAGGACGAGUGGGCUUAUCGGAUCCCUUACGCGCUGCAGUGGAUGUGGCCCCUUCCGCUCGCCAUCGGCAUCUUCUUUGCUCCCGAGUCUCCGUGGUGGCUGGUUCGCAAGGGCAAGCUGGACAAGGCCAAGGCCGCCCUCUUGCGUCUGACCAGCCUGAGUCGGGAUCCUGACUUCAACCUCGACGAGACGGUGGACAUGAUGGUGCACACCACGGCGCUGGAGAAGAAGACAACCAGCGGUGCCAGCUACUGGGACUGCUUCAAGGGUCACGACUUGAGGAGAACAGAGAUUGUCUGCAUGGUCUGGGCCAUCCAGAACCUGAGCGGCAACUCCUUCUCCAACUACUCGACGUACUUUCUGAAGCAGGCCGGACUCCCAUCCAGGAGUGCCUACGGCUUCGCCCUGGGCCAGUACGGGAUUAACAUCGUCGGCGUCUUUGGAGCCUGGUUCCUGAUGAGCCGCGGAAUCGGCCGCCGCUCUCUUUACCUCUACGGUCUGUGCGUGCUGUGUGCCAUGCUUCUGGUUCUCGGCUUUCUGGGCCUUGUCCCCGAGGCUCACCGGAGGGAGGCGUCUAUCGCGACUGGCAGCAUAAUGCUCGGCUGGGCUUUGGCGUACCAGCUAACAGUGGGCACCGUCUGUUACUCGCUGGUCGGCGAGAUCUCAACACGGAGGCUUCAGCUUAAGACGGUGGCGCUCGGGCGCGUCUUAUACAUCAUUGUCGGCAUCAUUUGCGGCGUUCUCACCCCCUACAUGCUGAACCCAGGUGACUGGAAUUGGAGAAACUAUGCAGGCUUUUUCUGGGGCGGCAUCUGCUUCCUCUGCGUCGUCUACACCUACUUCCGCGUGCCUGAGCCGUCGGGCCGCUCGUUCGCCGAGAUGGAUAUGCUUUUCCAGAAGGGGGUCAGCGCACGCAAGUUCGCUACGACGCAGGUGGACGUGUUCGAGGAGGAUGUUGACGCCGACGUUCUGGACAACUACCAGCAGCACACCAAGGUUCAUCGUGUAGAGGAUCCGUAGUCAGCGCGGAGGUAGGAGCACUUUCAUCGCCGCGCCGGUAUGUACACGACGACUACCUGGUAGGUAGACAACAGGCGGGGCCAGCAGGACCAGGCACCGCGGAUGCUCGUUCAACGGAAGUCAUCCGCAACGACAAACCUGUAUGCAGCCAUUAGAAGCGAAACGCAAAAGAGGCACCCACGUUUCCGUGACGCAGGUUCACAUUGAGAGGUACAUGUACAAUCCCCCCCUGUUUUGUUUGCUGGCGUGGCAGUGUACAUGGAGGACUGAGAAGGGUAAAAUCGCUGAUUUAUGAUUGGUGCAGAUCCUUUUUCUUUCUUUCUUUCUUUCUUUCUUUCUUCCUCUUCUUUUUUCUUUUUUUUUUUUUUCUUUUUUUUUUUGUUCCCGCAGGAACGAGCGGGGUGGGAAGUGGGGGGAAGGGAGCAAAACCAUGGUAUCAAACAAACCGCUCUGUACUCCGUGUUGUACUUCGAGAAGAUGGUACGAGCCUGCCUGGGAAUCAGCCCCUGACCUCGUGUGGGAUCACCUGGCCGGACUCGCUCGGCCACCCACCACAUCAGCUGCAGGCAGACCGGUCAGCCACGAAGAUCACCAGUUAGUUAGUAAAUGUUACCCAGUUUUCCUUGAC
Molecule: messenger RNA, 2462 nt
Organism: Thermothielavioides terrestris NRRL 8126
Lineage: Eukaryota; Fungi; Ascomycota; Sordariomycetes; Sordariales; Chaetomiaceae
Exons: 7
Coding region: 119-1834 (571 amino acids)
Biological process (GO): carbohydrate transport; transmembrane transport
Cellular component (GO): membrane
Molecular function (GO): carbohydrate:proton symporter activity
Source: RefSeq, a predicted model, not a curated record